UGAGCCACAAUGGGCAUUCCUGCAGUCAGAUUUUUAACCCAUUGUGCCACAGCGGGGAUUCCAGGAAGUGACUUGCUUGGGAUCCAUUAGCUGGAUCUGGAGCUUAAACACACCUUUGACUCUCCCUGGCCCAGGUUCUCUCCAUGACCCCUGCUGAUCAGGAUCAGGCCCCCAGGACGGCCCUCACCAAGCUGCAUGGUCCCAGAUGAAACGGCACUUUUGCAAAGCCCAGUACCCAAGCUGUGUGCACUUGGAGAUGCUUCUGCCCAAAGACGGCGUCUUGUCAUUUGAACAAAGCACGGCAUGGACUAACGGUGGCCUAGGGAAUAAAAUAAAAUGUGUUCCUGAGCCCUAGGAGGAAACAGAACAUAACUAGAGGGUCUUCAGUUCACCCUAAGACAACCGGCACGUGAGUGGGUGAGAAAAGCCUGGGACACGUGGCCUGACCCCUGUUCUCUUCCGCACACAGGUGCGGGAGCUGGAAAGUGAGCUUGACGCUGAGCAGAAGAGGGGCGCUGAGGCUCUGAAGGGCGCCCACAGAUACGAACGCAAGGUCAAGGAGAUGACCUACCAGGCCGAGGAGGACCGCAAGAACAUCCUCAGGCUCCAGGACCUGGUGGACAAGCUGCAGGCCAAAGUGAAGGCUUACAAGCGGCAGGCAGAGGAGGCCGUGAGUGCGGGGCCCUGGGCGCCCUGGCCCCGAGCAGGAGCCCGUCCCUGUUUCCUAGGGCCUGCGUUUUCACUGGCAGGCUGUAAUCACGCGCUUAGGAGGCCUGCCCCUCCCUCCUGGUCUGCAGGAAGCAACCCUGCCCCGCCUCCAGCUCCUCCAGGCCUCUUGGCUCCCCAGACCUGGCCCAGCUACUCCAUCCCUUCACUCUGCCUCAGCCUGGGUUCUCCCACCCAGCCCGACUCACUCCACCUGCCCUUGACUCCUCACCCAGCACCCUGGCCCCUGGGACCUGGGACCUGACCUCAAACAUCUCACCCAUCCCCCCUCUGCCCGGGGACCCCGCCACCUCCAUGCUCCCCCGAGCUCCCUAAC
This is a messenger RNA of Sus scrofa (pig), 1042 nucleotides long. The record is from RefSeq and is a predicted model, not a curated record. Lineage: Eukaryota; Metazoa; Chordata; Mammalia; Artiodactyla; Suidae.